This is a messenger RNA of Lecanosticta acicola, 1293 nucleotides long. The record is from the annotation of a GenBank genome assembly. Lineage: Eukaryota; Fungi; Ascomycota; Dothideomycetes; Mycosphaerellales; Mycosphaerellaceae.
AUGACCGAUACAGACGGCAAUCUGAUCCAAGCUCAUGGCGGCAACAUCAUCCAGUCUCAAGGAGACGAUUCGGGUUGGUAUUGGUUUGGAGAGGACAAAACGAAUGAGACCACUUCAGGCCAUUUCAUUGGCGUUGCGUGCUACAAAUCAGCGGACUUCUCCUCCUGGGAAUACGUCGGCCACGUCCUCAGCCCGGUCCCAGACACCAACAUCUCCAGCAAUUCCAUCGUAGAGAGGCCGAAGGUCGUCUACAACGAUAAGAACGACGAAUAUGUCAUGUGGUUCCAUAGCGACACUUCGAACUAUGGGGCUGCUCAGGUGGGUGUUGCCACCAGCAAGACAGUAGACGGGCAGUACACCUGGAAAGGCAGUUUCAAGCCGUCUGGCAACGACAGCCGAGACAUGACGAUAUGGAAAGACCCGGACGACGGUACUGCAUACCUCAUUUUUGCAACAAAUGGCAAUGCCGAUUUCGAGAUUGCUAGUCUUGACGACGACUAUUACAACGUUUCCGAAGCCCUGUACACUUUCAAGGGGGUCUUCCAAGAGGCACCAGGUGUGUUCAAGAUUGACGGACAGUACCACUUGCUAUUCUCUCCACAGGACGGAUGGACCCCAACAGAUAAUGGAUACUAUGUCUCGUCUUCUAUGAGUGGACCUUGGUCAUCUAAGACGCUACUGGCACCAUCUGGAGCCUAUGCUUAUCUAACGCAAAACGCCUUCGACAUCACGAUCAAUGGCACCGAGGACACGCUGUACCUGUAUCUCGGCGACCAUUGGAACGCCAACCAUCUCGGCGCCUCUACGUACUCCUUCUAUCCAGUGAUAUACAAUGGCUCCGCUUUGUCUUUGCAUUACACCGGAGGCUGGACACUUGAUGCCGCAGCUGGAACUUUCACCGAUCUACCAUAUACGCUUGUAACGGCGGGCAACUCAUCAACGGCAAAUUCGACUCUCGUGGACUGCGAUGACGGGUGUUCCGGGGGUAAGGCUGCCAACAUGACUUCGAGCACCAAUUUCACAUUUACUUGGGACGGUUCUGCGGGUGAGAAGAUGCUCCAGAUCGUAUACACGUAUCCAGGGGCGAAGAACGCGUUCAAGCACAUCGCAGCAACCGUGGACGGGUCAGCGAGCAAUGGAAGUGCACUGCUAGAGACUACCAGGGCAAAUACCAUUGCCCAGGAGGCACCGCUGCCGGUGACACUGGCGGAAGGAAGUGAGGUGGUACUGGAGCUGCUGGACUUUGAUGGGACGCAGUUUUUGGUUGACGGCGUGAAGAUUUAUGAUAUGUAG